Messenger RNA from Umbelopsis ramanniana AG, 1051 nucleotides. RefSeq lists its product as uncharacterized. The transcript has a single exon. Gene Ontology annotation, molecular function: DNA-binding transcription factor activity, RNA polymerase II-specific; zinc ion binding. NCBI's taxonomy places the organism in Eukaryota, Fungi, Mucoromycota, Umbelopsidomycetes, Umbelopsidales, Umbelopsidaceae. The record is from RefSeq and is a predicted model, not a curated record. Gene Ontology annotation, biological process: regulation of DNA-templated transcription. The coding region runs from base 172 to 804 and encodes 210 amino acids.
CUUUCCUUCCUCUUGACUGUGCUCGAUUCCAGCUGCCUUCACUACAACGAUAUCAAUUGAUUGAUCAAAUUGUGGUGUAUGACCAACAGCUCAGCGCAGCGGAAUCCCAAUGUAAGAAGGACAAGGAAUCUUACAGCAUGUAAGUUGGAGGCCAUCGAUGCGAAAUGAUGGAUGGGGUCCGAGGCAGCUGAUGUUUUUGUCUAUUUAUUUGCUCAAGGCAUGCGAUGUCGCGAGCUCAAGAAAAAAUGCGACAAUGGGACCCCUUCCUGCGCUCGCUGUCUCGACUUUGGCGCUAAAUGCUUGUAUCUGACCUAUGAGCAAUACCAGCGAGGAUUGGCCGAUAGCAUCAAUGCAUUGGGCAACGAACUAGAGCAAUUUGAGUGCACGAUCCAGGAUUUGUUUGGCCAGUCACAAGACGAUUCGGCCAGCAUGGUGAGUAGUAGCACUUCAAGUAGCGAAACCAGCCUUAUGGAUGAGUUGGAGACGGAACUAGUGGAUCAAGAGGACGUGGAACUAUCACCGAACACUCGAAAAUUUUACCAAUAUCUGAUCAUCAAUCGAGUCAAUCGCAUCAAACCCACCUCCUCCCAGCCAUCCUCUCCUACCUCACCUAGACCAGACUCGUUACCGUCGUCACCUUCUUCGCCUUCUCCAUCAGAGCGUUCUCGUUUAUUUGUUUCUGCAAAAUCUGCUUCACCCUGGCAGAUGCGCGUAUACCAUACAGGGCUGUCUAUUCAAACCAACAUACAAACUUUCAAGGAUCUCCACGACCUUUUUAAAUCUCACCAUCCCCAUCUACCCUAGCAUUGCACGACAAGUCUCCUUCACAAAGAAAAAGAAAAAAUAAUACUCCCAGAUAUAGUCACUAAGAAAAAAUAACCCGAGAUACCUAACCUGACCCACAUUUUCUAGAAAAUCCUCGCUGGCCAAUGGGAACUAUCUCCCCUUCAGCUAUUCUCCAUUGUACAUUUCCUUAAACACCUAAAUUGUAAUCCACUCCCUGUAUAAAAUAAAAACAGUAGUUUCUCAACGCUACUUGCGGACAUAACGC